AGAGAUAGAUUUGGAGUGUUUUUCGAAGAAGGAUAAAUUUUUAUUACUUAUUAUUUUUUUCAUUUUUAUUUACAUAUAUCAUUUGGCAAUUAAUACGAUUUCAAUCUUAAUCAUUUCAUAUCCUGGUAUUGAAAUGUCUAUUGGACUUUCCAAAUCUCUGAGUUAUGUAAGUAAAGCAUAAUUAAUAUUAACAGCUAGCUAUUUUAUUAUCGUUCAGGUCAGAUGUUAAUCAAUCAGCAAAAUUAGCAAAGAAGCGUUACAUCACACCAGAAGGAGAAGAAAAGGAUUUUUAUUGUUGGAUAUGCAACCAGUACGAAGUUAAUGCAAUAUGCACUUUGUGUCCACGAUCUUAUCAUAAGAAAUGCUGCAAUUUAUUUGGUCAACUUCCAGAUAAAUGGGUAUGUCCAGAGUGUGAUUUAAAAAUAAAAUCGGAAUGUUUGGAGACCAGAAGUGAAACAAUAGCAAAUUUAUCAAUUAAAAAGCUAGCAAAACUCUUAGAAACUGCCUUAGAUAAUGUAUUUGCAGCGAAUUCGAAUCUAGAAUUAAAAGAGUUCAUUACACCAGUCGAUAAGCAGCUGAUAAAAGACUAUGAUCUAUACGUUAUUCAACCAAUGGACUUUUCUCUUAUUAGAAAAAGAAUACAAAAUUUUCAAUAUACUAGCACACAUUCAUUUCUAGCUGACGUUAAAUGGAUUUUACAUAAUUCCUCUGUCUAUAAUGGUGGUAGGCACAAUUUAACUUUGAUCAUGAAGAAUCUUCUAAAGCAGCUCACUAAAGAAGUAGCAGAAAUAGAAAUAUGCUUUGAAUGCUAUGAAAUGUCUAAUAAGAAAAUGGCAAAGAAUUGGUUCUGCGUUCCUUGUAGUAAAUUACACACGCUUGUUUCUGCUAAACUCAAGGGAUUUCCGUAUUGGCCUGCGAAACUUUUGCGAAUUGAUAAAGGGCAAGCAGAUGUUCGUUUCUUCGGCGAACACGACAGGGCAUGGGUUCAACUAAAUUCGGUAUAUCUUUUAACUAAACAAAAUUUUACGCUCACUCCAAGCGAAAGGAAGCUACCUUGUGCUGAUAGUCUUCUAAGAGCAAUCGAAGAGUUGAACGAACACAUUAGAAUUAUUGAGCAGUUGAUUGGAAAAUUCCUAUACGCCGAACCAAAAACUCCUUUAAACGCAGAAUUUGAUUAUGUUCAGGUGGAAAAACGAAAGGAUAAUAGGAAAAGAAUUAUAGAAAAUGGUUCAAGUGAGGAGAGGGAAGUGAAUGAAAAUUACGAUCAUAAGAAAAAGAAGCCUAAUAAUGAGUUUGAACAAGUUCCGUCUUUAGGUGACGACGAGGAAGUACAUUCGAGUUUUUUAGAUGUGUUACUACAGAGAGUUUCGAAAAGGGAAUCAAUCGAAACAAAUCAUAUCGAGAAAGCUGAAAAUACAUCAGAAAUUGAAGAAAAUGUUCAAAGGGAAGAUGAUAGACCACCCCUAUUCCAUAGAUAUAACUCUCUAUUGAAUGAACAAAUGACUGCAACACUAAAAGCUUUAUAUGACGAUUUAAAUACAGCUUAUAGAAGAAGAGAAAAGGCUCUAAAGCAAGAAUUUAAUAGAGUCUUGAAAAAUGUUCAUCUACACCAUCAGAAAGUUAUUGCUAAAUUGAAGAAAGAACAUGCCACAGAGAUAGAACGUCUUCAAAAUAAUACAAUGGAAUCUGACGUUGAGUAAAUAAAUUAAUUAAGCUAAUCAAUCUUAGAUAGUUUCAUAUAAUUAUAAAAGAAGAGUCAUACACGCAUAUAAAUUUAUAUAUACUGUAUAUACAUAUUUAUUGUAAAAUGUUAUAUUUGUUUGCAUGCUACAGGACAAACUGAUACUUCUUUGUAUGUUAUCUAUAAGAAAUUUUUCGAUGUAGUGUCUCUACUAUAGUUUAUGUAUUUUAAUUAAUUAAUGUUAUAUUUUUGCGAAUUUUGCCCUUCAUUUACUGACAAACAAACAAACAAACAAUAAAGGGUUUUUUUCUAUUGUUUCCGUUCUUUUCGUAUUAAACAAAAAAUAUAUAUACAACAUACGC
This is a messenger RNA of Dimorphilus gyrociliatus, 2043 nucleotides long. The record is from the annotation of a GenBank genome assembly. Lineage: Eukaryota; Metazoa; Annelida; Polychaeta; Dinophilidae.